Dentiscutata heterogama is the source of this 364-nucleotide messenger RNA. The record is from the annotation of a GenBank genome assembly. NCBI's taxonomy places the organism in Eukaryota, Fungi, Glomeromycota, Glomeromycetes, Diversisporales, Gigasporaceae.
AAUUUAUAAGGAAUUAGUAGGUUCUGAACCUCAAGCCAAUAUUUUUUCUUCUAUUAAUUCUCAAAUAAAAAGCAAUAGCAUAUCACAAACUGAUAUUUCUAAUUUAAUUGAUAUUAAUUUUCAAGAAGAAUCUUUAUUUGUAACUAAAAAAAAUAAAAAGAAAACAAAGACUAUAAUUAGAGAACAACCUAAUAUUAAUAUAGUUUUUGAGACUUUAGAUAACUCUAAUUAUGAAAAAGUUACAAAAAUUGAACCUGAAAGUGAUGAUGAUAAGGAGACUAUAAUAGAUUAUUCUGCUCCUGAUAUUGAAAGCAGUAAUGAAGAAAUAUUCAAAAAUAUUAAAAAUCUUGAAAACUUUAAUUAA